UUGGGUUAGGCUGAAUUGCAGACCGUAGAAACCACUAUGUAGCUACUGUGCAAAUUUCUUCUUAUGAUCCGAUUCCAUUCCUGGUCAAAAUAGUAGGCUGGCUACGUGUGUUCAGCUAAUUUCACAUUUAAAACGGGGAUAUUUUCCAGCCAAUCGUUUUCAACGUAAUUGUGUUUCCAGUGAAGCAUAGUUGCUCAGUUGGCAGAAAGGGACAAGUAAAAAAAAAAAAAAAACCUUCCCGCCAUUGCCUCCAAUUUUGCUCGUUUCUUUCCUCCCGCUUUCAGUCCGCAAUUUGGAGGCCAGCUACUCUGGUCGCUAACAACUCGAAACACACCACGCGGUCAAGCCUCCUCGGAUUUUUCGGAGCAAAGUUACCAUGGAUUGCAGUUACUUGUCUUUUAAAGUUGAAUAAUGUUGGCUCUCGUCUCCACGCCCACAGAAACCAUGGGUGAUUGGGAAGAAGAGGGCACUGGGGCUACUGGCAGUUACCAAGCAAAUAACGCAAAUGGAGUGAGCUCAUGGAAUGGUGGUGGCUUUCAAAGCAAAGGCUUCAGGAAUCAAGAUGGCAAUGCUGAAAAUGGUUCCUGGAAUGGGAGAGGAGGUGAUUUUGGAGGGAGCGGGAGAGGCGGUGGGUCCAGGGGAGGGGGAGGAUUCAGGAACGGCACUUCAGCUGGGGGAAACUCUUGGAGUGGUGUGGAUGCCCCAAGAUUUGGUGGAAGAGGAAGGGGCCGAGGGGGAUCUGGGGCCAGACGAGGUGGAGGAGGAUUUGGGAGCUCCUAUUCAGGAUUUGAUGACGAUGAAGCAGGAGGAUUCAGAAGUGACUCUGGAGGAAGAGGUGGCCAGGGUGGGAGAGGAGGGAGCCGCGGUGGUUCCCGUCAAGACUCAGCCCAGGAAGGCAGAGGCGGUGGAGAAAAUGCAGGUCCCAAGGUGGUCUACGUGCCUCCCCCUCCCCCAGAGGAGGAGCACUCCAUAUUUGCUCACUACGCAUCUGGGAUCAACUUCAAUAACUACGACAACAUCCUGGUGGAUGUGAGCGGCGACAACCCUCCAAAGGCCAUAAUGACAUUUGAAGAAGCAGGACUCUGUGAAACCUUGAGCCGGAACGUAAACAAGUCGGGCUAUGUGAAGCCCACGCCUGUGCAGAAACAUGGCAUCCCCAUCAUCGCUGCAGGGCGUGACCUGAUGGCGUGCGCGCAGACGGGUUCUGGGAAAACGGCAGCCUUUCUCCUUCCCAUCCUGCAGCAGCUGAUGGCCGGUGGAGUGGCAGCCAGCCGCUUCAGCGAGGUCCAGGAGCCCGAGGCCAUCAUCGUGGCUCCCACCAGGGAGCUCAUCAACCAGAUCUACCUGGAGGCCCGGAAGUUUUCCUUUGGGACGUGCGUACGCACUGUGGUCGUGUACGGAGGCAUAAGCACUGGCUACACAAUCCGGGAGGUUCUGAAGGGCUGCAACGUGCUGUGUGGGACUCCUGGGAGGCUGUUGGAUAUUAUUGGACGAGGAAAGGUGGGUCUGAGCAAGCUGCGGUACCUGGUGCUGGACGAGGCGGACCGCAUGCUGGACAUGGGCUUUGAGCCAGACAUGCGUAGGCUGGUGGGUUCCCCCGGCAUGCCCCCCAAAGAGGAGCGCAUGACCCUGAUGUUCAGCGCCACCUACCCCGAAGACAUCCAGAGGAUGGCUGCAGACUUCCUCAAGACGGACUACCUGUUCCUGGCUGUGGGGCAAGUGGGCGGAGCCUGCAGCGAUGUGGAGCAGAAUGUGACUGAAGUGACCCAGUUCUCCAAGAGGGACUUGCUGAUGGAGUUCCUGAGAACAACGGGCUCAGAACGCACAAUGGUCUUUGUGGAAACCAAAAGGAAAGCAGAUUUUAUUGCAACUUUCUUGUGCCAGGAGAACGUACCCACCACAAGUAUCCAUGGUGACCGAGAACAGCGGGAAAGGGAGCAGGCUCUGGCAGACUUCCGCACCGGGAAAUGCCCUGUCCUGGUGGCCACCUCGGUUGCCGCCAGAGGCCUGGACAUUGAGCACGUCCAGCACGUGGUGAACUUUGACCUCCCCUCCAGCAUCGACGAAUACGUGCAUCGCAUUGGGAGAACGGGACGAUGUGGGAACACGGGGAAAGCAAUGUCCUUCUUCGACCCCGAGGCCGACACCCCACUGGCCCGCUCUCUGGUCAAAGUCCUCGCAGGGGCUCAGCAGGAAGUACCCCCAUGGCUGGAGGAAAUCGCUGGUGGCGCUCAUGGCACCACGGGGUUCAAUCCUCGUGGGAAGGUGUUCGCCUCAACAGACACUCGCAAAGGUGGAGCCUUCCAGAGGGAGAAUGGGAGGCAGGCAGCUGUCCACAGUCAGGCAGUAGAUGAAGAUGAUUGGGAAUAAAUUAUCUUUUCCCUUUCUUUUUCUUUUCUUUUUCCUUUUUUUAACCUUGCUCAAUAUAUUUUUUGAGUUUUUGAAAUUGGGUCCUUGGGUUGGAUACCUGUUUUCUGUUUUAAUUUUUUUUUAUGUUUGGAUGAAGUGAGCAAAAUUUGCAUUUCAGUAACUGAUAUUUUUCUUACAACUGUUGUAUGGUAGUUACUUUUGCCUUGACCUGUGUUCUACAGUGUCACCAAUUCAUGUGAAGGAUUUUGCCAAACUGGAAACUAGUUUCACAAAUCAAUGUAAUGGGUAUUAAUCAAGUAUCGGGCUCUUGUGGUUUUCUUUCACUCCCUUUGAAUCACAUAAGCAAUCACUGGUGUACUCCUCCUGUUUGGAUAUUAAGUCAAGAAUAUUCUUUUCAGUGUGUGGUUAAAUGCGUGGUUAAGAUUUGGCACAAUGGUAGGCUUUUAAGUAGUUGGGUGCUGAAUUGGCCCUUUACCGUUUAUAAAACCCAGGAUACGUUUGAUUUGCUACAAAAAGGCAGCGCUGCCUUCUAGAUGAAAAGUUCUGUUCACUUACAGCAUUCAGAAUUGACCUUAUGUUUGCAGGUUAUGUUGCUUAAGCAAAAUAUUUUGUAAAUGCCUAAGUUGAAAACUUGGGAAAUGAGGAUGUUUGGCAUACUUUUGAGAAAUGUGCUGAACUGA
This is a messenger RNA of Conger conger (European conger), 3050 nucleotides long. It is a transcript of the gene ddx4, whose product is annotated as DEAD (Asp-Glu-Ala-Asp) box polypeptide 4. Gene Ontology annotation, cellular component: nucleus; P granule. Gene Ontology annotation, molecular function: RNA helicase activity; ATP binding; RNA binding. The transcript has 21 exons. NCBI's taxonomy places the organism in Eukaryota, Metazoa, Chordata, Actinopteri, Anguilliformes, Congridae. The record is from RefSeq and is a predicted model, not a curated record. The coding region runs from base 412 to 2370 and encodes 652 amino acids. Gene Ontology annotation, biological process: cell differentiation; gamete generation.